UAAAGGGUUCGCACUCCCCCCUGCUGGUUGCUCCAAACUCCAGGAACCGGCCUCAAUCCGUUUGAUCGCCCGCUCGCACCUGUCCGCCAUCCCAUCCGUCUCCAGUCCUUCUUCCUCGCCUACGUUUCCUCCCUUAAGGUAGUACCUGAGGAGCAACACAGCAAGAAGAAAAACAAAUACGGCCAGCCCAGCAAGCAUGGACUACACGCACACGACAUACUUUGCGGGCGCUGCGCCCUAUCAGUUUAUAGGGGCUCAGGUCCCCCCUCUGACGCCUGCGCAUUCAAACUCAGUGGCUUCGGAUGAUUUCAAUACCACGUCGCCCCCGGAUAUCUACGACCAGUUCCCCAACGACAUACCACACGAUCAGUUUCAGAACUUCGACGGCUAUGUCCCCUUCAAUUCGUCGCAGGCCUUUCCGGGCCCGCCGACACCGCCAGGCCAGCAUCCCGUGCAUGCUGCAGCCGUGCCGCCGCCGCCGCCGCCGCCCGUGAACGGCCUUGUCGGCUCCACCCCUGAGAUCGUGCCCGUCUCCAAGACGGAGCCCGACGAUCAAGCUCCAAGUCGCAAGCAGGCUUCCAACUCGGAGGAUGAUGAUCUUACCCCGGCUCAAUCACGGCGCAAAGCCCAGAAUCGCGCAGCUCAACGAGCAUUUCGGGAGCGCAAGGAACGCCAUGUCAAGGACCUCGAGAGCCGCCUGCAGCAGCUUGAACAAGCGCAGCAGGACGCCGUCUCGGAGAAUGAGCGGCUGAAGCGGGAUCUCCAGAAGAUGAGCACGGAGAACGAGAUCCUCCGGGCGACCUCGAUGGCCACUGCCAACGCCGGAGCACCAGGCGCCGCGGCGCCCACGACGACCGGGCCGAUGUCAUACAAGCCGACGGACUUCUACUCAAACGUCCUCCAGGGCCAUGCCAACAAGACUCCGAGUCACAGGGUGGUGACAAGCGAGAAGGGGGAGCGCCUCCUCGCGGCAGGGGCAACGUGGGAGCUGAUCGUCAAUCACGAGCUGUACAAGCGCGGGCUUGUUGAUGUAGCCCAGGUCAGCGAUCGGCUCAGGCCCCAAGCCAAGUGCGACGGCCAGGGACCCGUGUUCGAAGAGAGCGCCAUCAUCGAGGCCAUCGAGCAGAGCGUUGUUGAAAACAGUGACGAGCUGCUAUAGAUGUGCUUCAAGCCAGCACGCGUGACGUCUGGCGUCGGCCCCUCAGGCACGCCAAAACAAACCCGGCUCGACUUGGUCGCGCGUCGUGACAAUGAAAUGACCACUAUG
Messenger RNA from Thermothielavioides terrestris NRRL 8126, 1267 nucleotides. RefSeq lists its product as uncharacterized. The transcript has 3 exons. Gene Ontology annotation, molecular function: DNA-binding transcription activator activity, RNA polymerase II-specific; transcription cis-regulatory region binding. The record is from RefSeq and is a predicted model, not a curated record. NCBI's taxonomy places the organism in Eukaryota, Fungi, Ascomycota, Sordariomycetes, Sordariales, Chaetomiaceae. Gene Ontology annotation, cellular component: RNA polymerase II transcription regulator complex. The coding region runs from base 197 to 1159 and encodes 320 amino acids.